Messenger RNA from Bactrocera tryoni, 1216 nucleotides. RefSeq lists its product as uncharacterized. Bases 144 to 965 code for a protein of 273 amino acids. NCBI's taxonomy places the organism in Eukaryota, Metazoa, Arthropoda, Insecta, Diptera, Tephritidae. The record is from RefSeq and is a predicted model, not a curated record. The transcript is spliced from 2 exons.
CUACGGCCCAUGCUGUUGAAUUUCAGUUAGAAUUGUGCCGAUGUGAGCAACGGUUUGCAAAUUUUGGUUUGAAUAUUGCGCAGAAUUUCUACUCGCCAACAAUUUUUAUUUCAAAACAAAGGUUUUAAAUUGAAUUCGUUGCAAUGCGCAGUUUCGUUUUAUUCGUUUACGGCUUAUCCUGCGGCUAUGGGUUAUUGCCACCCACAGUUUCUGCAACCGCCCAAUCGCCAGCCACGCAGUUAAGUGGUUCGGCUGCGGACGCGUUUUUGACGGCAGAAAGUGCAGAGGCAGUGAAAGAGCUGAGCCAUCUGGGAAACAAUUCAAUGCUUCAAGCGAAUAUGUUAACUUUUCAUCGUGAAAAUGAAAUACCAGGAGAUUUUCAAAAGGAUGCGGGUAUUGCUGAAAUGAAAUACAAUUUCUCAAAUGAAAUAAAUGAAGAACGUGGCAGACGCAAACGCAGGAAAAUGUUGAAGUACCUACAGCCGAUACUGAUUGGUUUCUUAAUAAUGAAGUUCAUCAUUUUUCCGCUCGUUUUAAAAACACUAACAGCGCUCACCACAUCCUCAUUUGUGAUGAGUAAAAUUGCGUUGGCAAUCGCCGGACUACUUGUGCUUAAAUGGCUGCUCACGGGUUCCGGUGAUGGCGGUGGCUACGAUGGCGGCGCCAAAGAGCGGACACAUUUGGAAAUUGUUCAUUUACCGUUUCCAUUAACGAAAGCGUAUCACAGGGGUAAUGUGGGCGGAGGGGGUGCUCCGUUCGGCGGGUGGGAUGAUUUAGCUUCAAGUGGCAGCAGCAGUGUGUUUGCUAUAAAACAUGGCAGCAAGCCGCACAAGUAUAUACCAGUGAGCAAUGUGAAGCAAAUGGCACAUGUAGUGGCCGCAGCAGCCGUGGCAGAUGCAGCAGAUAAUGGCGAAGGCUUUUAUCGAAACACACGUCCAGUAUUCGACGCCAAGCCGUUCUUGUAAAAAAUAAAAUAAAAUAUGACACGGCAGGAAUCUCCCAACGAUUAAAUUGGCUACUAUGCACUCAAUUUAUGUUUGCUUCUGAUAUUUAUUUGCAUAAGCCCGAGUGCGAGUUUAUUUAUUUAUUUAUUGUAAUACUGAAUACCAGCGAAGAAAACAAAUUUAUAUAUCAGAACUGAAAGCAUUUAACCAUGUAGACAUGAAAUAAGUAAAGUUAAUUUAUGUGAGAAAAUAUUUAUUAAUUUAAAACUAGC